CUGCUCACACGGUGCACCUCCAGUACUCUGCUUGUGCUGCGAGGAGAAGACUCAUCUCUGCUGUAUGGAUAUCUACAAAGAAGCAGUGUUUUAUCUGGACUCACAUCGUGUUCCAGUGGAAGAAGAGGUGGAUGUUUUGGAGGAGGAUGUUUUCCAGGAGGAGGCAGUGUCUUCUUUUCUCUCACCUUUAAACACUGAGAGCAUAGACUUCCCGGACACUCCAACGCUAUGCAGCCCAGAGGAAAUGUUGGAGAAAAGGCUUGUGGUCCUGAAAGGUAUCCUUGAGAGUGAGGAGGUUUAUCUCAGAGAGCUGGACACCUUGCUGAUGCCCAUGAAGGCUCUACGUGCCUCGGCUGGAACUUCUCAGCCAGUGCUAUCCAGUCCACAGGUCCAGACUGUUUUCUACCAGGUGCCUGAGAUUAGAGAUGUUCACCAAAGCUUCUAUUCAGACCUGAAGGACCGUCUAAGCACUCACUCUCAGACAGAGCUCAGUUCUGAUGAGGAAACAGGAAUGAGAUACAGACACUUUGAGCUUGAGGUGGGGGACCUUUUUCUGAAAAUGGUAAACCACAUCAGCCUUUAUGGAGGUUUUAUUGAGAACUACGAGAAAGCUGUUGAAGUUGUGAAGAAGUGCACGCACUCUGAUUCUCGCUUUCGAACUCUUGCAGAGAGCAUGAUGUCUAACAAUGGUGCAGACAAAACUCGGACUAAAUACACAUUUGAAGCUCUACUGUACAAACCUUUGGAUAGAGUAACCAAGACCACAUUAGUGCUGCAUGACCUCCUGAAGACAACACCAGAGGAGCACAGGGAUUAUGGAGCCUUAAAGGAAGCUCUGAGACUGUCUCGCAGCUUCCUGUCUGGUGUCAACGAGAGUUUACAUGGUAAACGAGAGGUCACGCUUAGUCACGGCAUGAGGCGUCAGCUGAUGCGUGAUGGCUUUGUGGUGAAUGCAAGCGAUGGUGAACGCAGCCUGCGUCACCUCUUCCUUUACACCGACCUCCUGCUGUGCACAAGAUUCAAACAUGCAACCAAAGGGAAGCAGGAUCAGUACAGGUUCUGCUGGUAUCUGCCUCUGGCAGGUCUCAGGCUUCACUGGGUUGCAGACCAAGAACGACAGCAUGACACAAACGUCCGCUUACACACUAUAAGAACAAAAAUGCACCUCCUACGACAGCAGCUACAGCAGCAUGCGAAGGGUUCAAGAGGUCUGGCUUUGGCAGCUCGCAGCAAGAAGAAACUGGAACAAAUGGAGCUAAUGCUGCUCAUACAUUCUCCUGUUUACAGGCUGGAGCUGCACAGUCCCAGUGGCAAGAGUCACAAUCUCCUCUUCUCCUCCCUGUAUGAACUGGAAGAAUGGAGAGAAGCCAUCCACAAACUCACCACAGACAACCUUGAAACUGUUCCUCCAGACCUUCUCACUCUCACUAGUGCAUGUGUGAAACUGAGAAUGACCCAGCAGCCACCUCUUCACAGCUCCUAUGCUGGAGGGGAAGUGGAGUCAUUAUGUGGGACUUUGAGUGUGGCGAUCCAUUCAGCGUCUGGCCUACAGCAACCAGCUUGUGUGUAUAUAUGUGUGGAAGUGGAUGGCUAUGAGUUUUACGAUAAACAGACCCAGACUCACUCUUCAGUCCAAGGCCUCAACCCACACUGGGACCAGGAGCUGUCUUUCCAGGUGGACGGCGCACAGAGCAUGAAGGUCCUGUGUGUGAGUCAGUCAGAUACAGAGGAAGACACUGUUCUGGGAAAAACUACUGUAAAGCUUGAGUCUAAAACUCUGAGUAAGCGGUGGAGGAGACAGACGCUACAGCUCGGCCAGGUGGAGGUGAUACUAUCCCUGAAGUACUGCUCCCACCCGCUCGAGCCACCGAGCUCCACAGCUCAACACCUUCCUGUCUUCUGUGUCUCCAUUCAAACAGUGGCACAACAGGAGGGACUGCUGGUUCCUCAUGUGGUGCGAUGCUGCGUAGAAGAAGUGGAGAGGAGAGGCUUGGAUGAGGUGGGAAUCUACAGGAUCUCAGGGACUGCCAGCGACAUAAGCGCGCUCAAAGCUGCGUUCAACAGCAACCUGCGGGAAGCAGUAACCAGACUGAGAAGUGCAGAAGUCAAUGUCGUGUCUGGUGUUCUCAAACUUUACUUCAGAGAGCUGCCUGAGCCUCUCAUACCCACUGAGCUGUUUCAGAAACUGGCGAGCACUCUGGACAUCCAGGACUUAAACUCACGGCUCGUCUCCAUGUUGACUCUGCUGCAGUCCUGUCCUGAUGCCAACCGCCACACCUUCAUCUACCUUCUGCAUCACCUCCAACGAGUUGCACAGAGGCAGGAUGUUAAUAAGAUGUCUCAGCUAAACCUGGCUACAGUGUUUGGGCCCAGCCUCUUACGCCCCCCUGUGGCUGGAGUUGGGCACAGCAGGCCCAGUGUGGACAUCUCUCAGGAGGUGGUGAUACAGGUCCAAGUAGUUUUCUGCUACCUGCAGUGUAACAACCUCCCUGAAGCCAAGACCUCUCUGCCACAUGACACAGAUGCUGAAGAUGAGACCACCCACUUGUGAGACCACCAUCUGUGAGAUGGCUGGCAGGAGAUUUAAAUAGAAAAAGUCAAGACAUCUGAGUAGAGAGUGUAAGACAAUAAAGAUAUUUUUUGAUAAGAAAAAUUUGGACUCUGAGUUUUUAGCACAUUUGAGGGCAAUCUUUUCACAUUUUCUGCAUUAUCUGGUUAUCAGACAUCAUAAUAACAUCACUCUGUUUUAUAUGUCUCAUAAAAUAUCAGCUACAAAUGUUGAGCUAUGAAUAUAUGUUAUAGAUGCAUGAAAU
Molecule: messenger RNA, 2813 nt
Organism: Melanotaenia boesemani (Boeseman's rainbowfish)
Lineage: Eukaryota; Metazoa; Chordata; Actinopteri; Atheriniformes; Melanotaeniidae
Product: active breakpoint cluster region-related protein
Exons: 22
Coding region: 65-2551 (828 amino acids)
Biological process (GO): signal transduction; positive regulation of GTPase activity
Cellular component (GO): membrane
Molecular function (GO): GTPase activator activity; guanyl-nucleotide exchange factor activity
Source: RefSeq, a predicted model, not a curated record